Molecule: messenger RNA, 153 nt
Organism: Rotaria sordida
Lineage: Eukaryota; Metazoa; Rotifera; Eurotatoria; Philodinida; Philodinidae
Source: the annotation of a GenBank genome assembly
AUGACACCACUUAAAGCAUGGCAAAUGCAAGAUCUUAGUUUACAAUGUGCAUAUCGUGCAUUAAGUGAAAAAACAUCUGAAGAAACAUUUAAUACAUUAAUUGAAUUAUCAGAAAAUUUUCCAUCAUGUGCUCGUCUUUUAUCAAAAGUUAAA